AAGGUGAAAGGUGACAAUAUCGAGACGUUUACCAAUUGUGGACGAGACUGCGGUUUUUGCGAAACUUUCCCUGAUUACCAAUAAUAGUUUUUAUAUACACAUACUUAUCUAUACGAUUUGGAUAACCAUUGAACUCUGCUUGGAUUUGGGAUUAUCGUACAGAGCAAGACUUGUUAAGCCAUGUGUACAUGUACUAUACCACAAUAAUAAUAAAUUGUAUUUAACAACGGAGCAACGUACUACCUGUGCAAAUUAUAAAGCAACGCAUUCCGAGGCUCGUGAGUUCUAAAGCAAGACACUACCACAAAUAGAUUAAGUGAAAGACAACCUUAGCACCUUAGCAGUAUUAACAAUAGUAUGGCUACUUUGGCGAUUUUGGGGGUGGUCUUUGCGUGUAUUGUAAUACUUCUGUACUUGCAUUGCAAGCAUAAAUUUAACUACUGGAAAUCAAGGGGAGUACCACAUAAGAAGCCAGCAUUUCUUUUUGGCAAUAUCCUGAAUGCCGCUCUUUCACCCUAUCCAAUUGGUCUAUACAUAUCUAAACUGUGCGGUAAAUUUGGCAACAGUCCCUACUUUGGUUUUUACAGCUUUACGCGGCCUUUUCUUAUUCUGAAAGAUCCCGACAUUAUAAAACAUAUUUUGGUGAAAGACUUUGCUGCAUUUCCUAACCGCCUCGAAGACGCGCCUUGGGAGCCAAUUCUAAACAAUACUUUAUUUGCGAUGAAAUCGCCCAAAUGGAAAGAACUGCGAACGCAGCUGACGCCGGUAUUUUCCAGCGCUAAGAUAAGGUUGAUGAUGAGUCUAAUCAUAGAGUGUGGUAAAAAUAUGGAGGAGUACUUGACAAUGAAGGUUGGAGAGAAUCUGGAAGUGAAGGAGAUUUGCAGUAAAUUUAUGGCGGAUGUAAUUUCCUCGUGCGCUUUCGGAAUCAAUGGGAACUCGUUUCAACAUGAAAAUAGUGAUCUAAGAAAACACGGAGAGAUGGUAUUGCCCAACACGAUUAUUUGUUAUUUGAAAAUGGCAGCUUAUUUCUUUACACCUGCAGCAGUCAGAUUAUUAAAGUUCUCUUUAUUCAAUAUGGAAUCGGUUCAAUUCUUUAAAUAUACAUAUAGAACUGUCAUCAAACAACGCACACAAGACGAGGUGGGAAGAAAAGAUUUAUUGGAUAUACUUAGUAAAAAUCCAUUCUUCUGUCACGAGUCAAAUGAUGAUUUGUUAAUAGCGAAUCCCAUCGUCUUUUUUAUAGCAGGUUUUGAAACUACAGGUACCGCAAUCUCUCUUGCAUUGCAUGAGUUAGGAGUAAACCCCAAUAUUCAAAGUAAACUGCGAGCAGAAAUUGCUAGCGUAAUUGGAAGACACGGCGGUUUAACAUUCGAGGCAGUUAACGAGAUGAAGUAUCUUCACAUGGUUAUUUCUGAAACCUUGCGGAAAUAUCCCGUGACACCAAUAAUACCUCGCGAGGCUACUGAAGAUUACGAAAUCAGAAAAACUGGAUUGAUUAUAGAGAAAGGUACGCAGAUUAUCAUAUCGCACGAUGCACUUCACAAAAACCCAAAGUAUUUCCCAAAUCCCGAAGUAUUCGACCCCGAACGGUUUAGUGAAUCCAAUGUUCACUCAAUAAAUAGCUACACCUACUUACCCUUCGGAAAGGGUCCACGGAACUGUAUAGGUGAAAGAUUUGCUCUUUUGACGGCAAAAGUGGGUAUAAUUUACGCACUUACCAAGUUUAUGGUGCAUACAAACUCUAAUACAACGGAGCCCAUGGAAUUUAGUCGUUCUCUCUUCCUAACGGCUAAGCAUGGAGUAAACCUGACUUUCACGAGAAUUUAAACUUUAGUUCAAUAUGGGACACAUGUGCUUUCAAUUGUUGUGUAAAAAGUGGACGAUUUCUUGAUGAAACAUGAUAAAUCAAUUCUAUUUC
This is a messenger RNA of Photinus pyralis (common eastern firefly), 1918 nucleotides long. RefSeq names its product cytochrome P450 6k1-like. The transcript has 5 exons. Gene Ontology annotation, molecular function: iron ion binding; monooxygenase activity; heme binding. The record is from RefSeq and is a predicted model, not a curated record. Lineage: Eukaryota; Metazoa; Arthropoda; Insecta; Coleoptera; Lampyridae. Bases 358 to 1827 code for a protein of 489 amino acids.